AUGUCAUCCUGUGUCGAUCGACGCGCUCUUCUCAAUUCGUCACCUCCCCUCCCGUUCGCGUCGCCGCAUGCAGCUCCGUCUGAUCUUGUCCCUUUGGCUGUCUUUUUAACCCUGCACGUGCAGCUUCCUCGCGCGCGAACUCCCGCGAGUUCGGGGGAGAACAGCAAUCUGGACACCGCGGCCCCGCCUCCGCCCCCCGCCGCGCCGCGCCCCGUCUUCGCCUUUCCCCCUGGUGGCGCUGCUUCUGCCUCCCCGCAUUGGUUGGCGACCGUCCCUCUCGGCAAUACCGCGCACAAAACCGCGCCCCGUGCCCUCCAGUCCCCCCAUCAAGCUGGUGGCGCAGCGCUACCCGCCACUCCGUCUCCGGACGACGUCCCAGGCGGGGGAUGGAUGGGCGCGGGGGAUCGUCGCGUCCCGUCCGGCGCGGGUUCCCCUGGGGAGGGACGUGCUGGAGGGUUGAGCGGGACUGGAAGCGCGGGGGGAUCUGGAGGGGAGCAGGAAGAGGGCUUGGACGCGCAGGAAGCGGGGGGGAAGUCGUCCCGGCCGCGGACUGUUGCAGAGAGGAAGAGACGAAAUGGAAUUAGUAGCAGCAGGAACAGCAGCGUUUCGGCGCGCUGUGCCGUGCCUAAUAAGCUCGGUUCCGAGAUUCUGGGAACGCAGUUUUCCGCCACGUCAAGCGUGCAAGCAGCCUCGCAGAAUGUUCGCGCGCGGUCGGUGGAGGUCCGAGCUGUGGCGACGGAAGCACCCACGAAGAUGUCGAGAGUCGUGAAAUGGGAUCAGGAAAAGAGACUGCAGACCCAGACGACCACCAUCGCUGCGGAUACGACCACCAUUCGCUCUCUCGACUGGGACCGUGACCGUUUCGAUAUCGAGUUCGGUCUUCUCAAGGGCACCACCUACAACUCCUACCUCAUCCGCGGCGCCGACAAGGUCGCUCUAAUCGACGCGUCGCACGAGAAGUUCCGCGAGCUCUACCUCUCCGCGCUUAAAGCCGAGAUCGACAUUAAAGACAUCGACUACGUCAUCGCGAACCACACAGAACCGGACCACAGCGGUCUGAUCCGAGACCUAAUCGAACUGAACCCCAACAUUACCGUCGUCGGGUCUAAAGUGUGCAUUCAGUUCCUGCAGAAUCUAGUCUUAAAGCCCUUUAAGAGCCUCGUGGCGCAGCCGGGAAAGAUUCUGGAUCUGGGCGGCGGGCACGAGCUGGAUUUCAUCAUGGCGCCGAACCUGCAUUGGCCUGAUACCAUGUUCACCUUCGAUAAAGGCACGGGCGUCAUGUUCACUUGCGACGCUUUCGGCAGCCACUACUGCUCCGAGAAGGUGUACGACGAUGAUCUGAGCGAGUUGGAGCCGCACUACCGCUUCUACUACGACUGCCUCAUGAAGCCCAACUCGCGCUCCGUCCUCACCGCCCUGCGCAAGGUGGCCACUGCGGGGUGGGAGUUCUCGGAAAUCGCAGUGGGGCACGGCCCUUUGCUGCGCUACAACGUGCCUGAGCUCACGCUCAAGUACGAGCAGUGGAGCAAGGCCGCCAUCGAGAAGCAGAAGUCGUCCAUAGCAGUGCUGUACGUGAGCGACUAUGGGUACAGCGACCGGCUCUCGCAGUGCAUCGCGCGCGGCAUCACCAAGGCGGGGGCGGGCGUGGAGAUGAUGGACCUCAAGGCCGCCGACACGCAGGAGCUCGUGGAGUGCAUCGGCCGCAACGCCGCUGUCGUGCUCAUGAUGCCCCCCACCACUGGCCCUGCCGCCGCUGCUGUUGCCCCGCUGGUGGCCGGAAUCAAGGCCAAGCAGUCUGUGCUGCUGUGUGAGUCAUAUGGAGGGGACGAUGAGCCGGUGGACACGCUCAUGUACAAGUUCAACGACCGCGGAGUCAAGAUGCCCAUUGAACCCCUACGCAUCAAGGAGUCCCCCACUGAAGCUGUGUACCAGCUGUUUGAGGAGGCGGGCACUGACUUGGGGCAGGGCCUGACACAGAAGGCGGUGAGGGAGGAGACAAGGCGCAGCAUGCCUCUGACGGUGGCCAAGGCCAUUGCUCGUGUGUCGGGGGGUCUGUACGUGGUGACGGCCUUGAAAGGGUCCUCCAAGGGUGCUAUGAUCGCCUCCUGGGUCUCCCAGGCGAGCUUCAAGCCAUUGGGCAUCACCGUUGCUGUGGCCAAGGACAGAGCCAUUGAGUCGCUCAUGCAGGUGGGCGACUCCUUUGUGCUCAACUGUCUUGAGGAGGGCAACUUCGCCCCUCUCAUGAAGCACUUCCUCAAGCGUUUCCCCCCUGGCGCUGAUCGUUUCGAGGGAGUUGACUGGGACCCAGCCAGCAACGGGUCGCCUGUGCUGGCAGGAUCGCUGGCCUUCCUGGAGUGCACUGUGGUCAGCCGCAUGGAGACCAACGACCACUGGAUCACGUAUGCUGAGGUCACUGCAGGGAAGGUGUCCAAGCCUGAGGGCCGCACUGCUUCUCACCACCGCAAGCUGGGCGAUUAUUAUUAG
Messenger RNA from Closterium sp. Naga37s-1, 2484 nucleotides. The record is from the annotation of a GenBank genome assembly. NCBI's taxonomy places the organism in Eukaryota, Viridiplantae, Streptophyta, Zygnematophyceae, Desmidiales, Closteriaceae.